AUGUACGCCCGUUACGUCCCCUCGAAGAAGAACCAGGAGGCUCCGAAGCCUGCCGAGCCGUCACCUCCGUCGCCAACUCCACCGGCCCCCGCGCCGUCCUCGAUCCCGACCGACGACGGGCUCGUGACCGGAGGUUCGACCGCCAGUCCCUAUGCGAGAUUCGUUCCCUCAAAGAGCUCGAAGCCCCGUAGUUCCCUCUCCAAUGUAACCACGGCAAACGCCCACGACAGCCUGUCCCCGGCGACCAAGCGCAAGCAUCAGGUCUCGGUCGAGGCCGAGGAAGAGGCACCGACAAAGAAGAAGAAGUCCAGGAGGUCCGGGGAUGGUGUUGGAUCGGACGAGGAUGCAGCCACGCCCAAGAAAUCCAAGAAGGAGAAGAAGAUCAAGACCUCUGGGCAGGACUCUGCGCCUGUAGAUGACGCCGACGCGAUGGACACUCGCGACGAUGAACCUCGGGCCACGGAACCACAAGAGACGGGAGCGGAGGAGAACAAGAUGCAGAAGAAGAAGAAGAAGAAGCGUGCGUCAGACGCCGCCAAUUCCGAUACCAUAGCCGAGGAAAACGACGCACCAACCAAGAAGGAUAAGUCGAAAAAGAAAAAGAAGAACCGCGACGACGCCGGAGACGAAGAAGAAGAACAAGAACAAGACAAGGUCGAUGUGCGGCACAAAACCGUCUUGGCCAAGGCCACCAAGUACCUCAAGAAGUCGGCGGAAGCGGCCCAGGCCGGCGCCCCCGAGAAGAUGGACGUCGACGACGCAGAACAGGUGGAAGAAGAACACGGCCUCGAACCCCUGCCGCAGCCCGAGCCCGCCCCCCUCGACGCCUCGAAACCCUCCUACGAGACCCUGCCACACUGGCUCGCCGCCCCAAUCCGCGUCGCCCCCGACACCCGGACGCCCUUCGUCGACAUCGGCAUCAACCCGAAGGCCGCCCAGAUCCUCGAGGCCCGCGGUUUCCGCGACGCUUUCGCCGUCCAGACCGCCGCCGUGCCCCUGCUCCUCCCGUCCUGCAAGCACCGCCAGGGCGACCUCCUGGUCGCCGCCGCCACCGGCUCCGGAAAGACGCUGGCCUAUGCGCUCCCCAUCGUGCGCGAUCUCAGCCAGAGCGCCGUCACGAGGCUGCGCGCCCUCGUCGUCCUGCCGACGCGUGAGCUGGUGAAGCAGGCGCAGGAGGUGUUUGAGCUCUGCGCCGGCGCCUUCGACGGCCGCGACCAGAAGAGGGUGCGCGUCGGCGUCUCCGUCGGAAGUCAGCAGUUGAGGCACGAGCAGGCCGCCCUGGUCGAGAGGAACGAGAGAUACGACCCCGAGGCCUAUCGCGCGGCUCACCAGCGGGAACUCGACGCGUGGAAGGAGGUCGAGGAGUCGACGGCCGACGCCGAUGACGACGCGGCGGUCGCGAGCUCUCUGCCGGACCACGUCGUGAACUACGCGUCCAGGGUCGACGUCCUCAUCUGCACCCCCGGCAGGCUUGUCGAGCACAUCAACCUCACGCCCGGCUUCUCGCUCGACUACGUGCGCUGGCUGGUCGUCGACGAGGCCGAUAAGCUCCUCGCGCAGAGCUUCCAGGGCUGGCUCGACGUCGUCAUGCCCAAACUGCGCACCGACGACAAGUUCAGCGCCCGCGACUUCCCCGAUUCCAACCUCUCCGGCGUGCGCAAGGUCGUCCUCAGCGCCACUCUCACCCGGGACCUGAGCCUGCUGAGCGGGCUGCAGCUCCGUCGGCCGCAGCUCAUCGUCCUCGAGGGCGACCAGGCCGACGGCACAGCACCCAUCGCCGAGCAUACCCUGCCGACCCUCCUCAAGGAAUCCGCCAUCAGGGUCCACGACGCGAACCUCAAGCCGCUCUACCUCAUCGACCUCCUCCUCGGCGGCCACCUCAUGUCCGAGACCGCUUCCAAGACGCUAUCCACGUCCGCCGCCCACAAGGACGGCUCAUCCUCCUCAUCCUCGGACAGCUCCUCAGAUGCCUCAUCCGAGAAGAGCUCCGAUUCCGACUCAGACUCAGACACGAGCUCAGACUCAGACACGAGCUCAGACUCAGACACGAGCUCAGACUCCGACUCCGACUCCGACUCGGACAGCUCAUCGGACGCCAGCUCAGAAGCCGCCGCCGGCACGUCCAAACCCAAAACCGCCCGCACUCUCUUCCAGACGACGGCCCUCAUCUUCACCAAGUCGAACGAGUCCGCCCUCCGCCUCUCCCGCCUCAUCUCCCUCCUGCACCCGUCCCUGGCGCCCUCCAUCGCGACCCUCACGUCGACCCAGAAGACCUCCGACCGUCGCCGCGCCCUCCGCGCCUUCGCCGGUCGCCGCCUGCGCCUGCUCGUCGCCUCGGACCUCGUCGCCCGCGGUAUCGAUCUGCCCCUCCUCGACAACGUCGUCAACUACGACCUGCCCGCCAGCGCCGCCGGCUACGUCCACCGCGUCGGCCGCACUGCCCGCGCCGGCCGCGCCGGUGCCGCAUGGACCCUCGUCGAGGACGGCGAGAGCGGCUGGUUCUGGGGCCGCAUCGCCAAGCCGAGCAGCGGCAUCCGCCGCGCCGUAAAGGUCGACCGCCUGCGCAUCGGCGACCCGGACACCGGCGGGUUCGGGGACGAUCGGGUGCGCGAGUACGAGGAGGCGCUCGAGAAGCUGGGCAAGGAGGCUGGCGAGGCGAGGAGGCACAGAUAG
This is a messenger RNA of Colletotrichum higginsianum IMI 349063, 2673 nucleotides long. RefSeq names its product DEAD/DEAH box helicase. Gene Ontology annotation, cellular component: nucleus. Lineage: Eukaryota; Fungi; Ascomycota; Sordariomycetes; Glomerellales; Glomerellaceae. The transcript has a single exon. The coding region runs from base 1 to 2673 and encodes 890 amino acids. The record is from RefSeq and is a predicted model, not a curated record. Gene Ontology annotation, molecular function: nucleic acid binding; ATP binding.